Messenger RNA from Botrytis byssoidea, 2292 nucleotides. RefSeq lists its product as uncharacterized. NCBI's taxonomy places the organism in Eukaryota, Fungi, Ascomycota, Leotiomycetes, Helotiales, Sclerotiniaceae. The coding region runs from base 387 to 1763 and encodes 458 amino acids. The record is from RefSeq and is a predicted model, not a curated record. The transcript is spliced from 5 exons.
UUUUCCAGUUCAAUACUUAACAAAAUUUAAUUGAAGCGUUGAUUUUCUUCUCCUAUCUCUUCUGCCGUUGGAGGGAGAUUUAUUCCACUUCCUUCUUCCACGUUCGCUAAGGCUGACAAGGUUCCGAUCCAAACAUCUCUUCCCAUCCAUCAUCUUGGAGCUCCCUCACUUUUGAUAAUUGAUACCAACACUUCCUAAAAAAAAUCCUAUCUUACAAGACUUCGUUCUUAAACCUGAGAAUAUCUUCUUCCUCAUCUUCUUGUAUUGAAUACUUCGUUUUAUUCAUAGACGACGCAUUUUAAUUAUUCAUUCACACACAAGCAAGCUAUCUUUCUCGAGAUUUCUGUAUCACGAAACCAAACAUCAGACAACAAAAUAAGUUCACAAUGGCUGCUUCCGUAGUUCAAAAUCCAGCUUCUAAGCCGGAAUCUAAGUCCGCAAAGAAGAAGAAGGCCAAGACUGAAGCUGUCGAUGUGCAAAAGCCCGCCGCACAAGCAGAUGUUGCUAUUACAGAAAAGGCCUCGUCCACUAAUGCUGAAGAGAGCAGCAAUGGAGAUGGAGCAUACGAGAGUCCAUAUAUCAAGGAGCUCUACAAGAGCAUCCGCAAUGUCAACAAGAAGAUCACCAACGCUUCAAAAGUUGAUAAUGUUCUUGCCGAGAACCCAGGCAAGAGCUUGGACGAAUUGGUAGCUACUCGCAAGAUCAAUGCUGACCAAAAGGCACAAAUUUUGAAGAAGCCAUCUCUCCAGGCGUCUUUGACCCAGCUUGAGGAGCAAAUCGCACAAUAUAAGAAGUUCGACCAAGAAUACAAGACAAAGCUUCAGUUGGAGAAGGCUGAAUUCGAAAAGACUUUCAAUGAGCGUGCCAACAAAGAGCUCGAGGAGAAAGUUAAGGCUGCUAAGGAUUCUGUUGCAAAGGAGAAGGCUGAGGAACAAGAGAGUAACUUGUUGCUCAUCACUAAAUUUCUCUGUCUCGCCGCCUUGCGCCGAAGCCCGGAAAAUGAUCCAGAGCUCGACGAGAACAAGGGAAUUGAAGGGCUGCUCACUCAAGUUUACAGUGGAGACGAAGCUGCUGUAGCUGCCAUGACAAAAAUCAUCCAAGGAUCUAAUGAAGUCUGUUCAUCCGUCAACGGCGAAGAACUGACCACAACCUUUGCCGAUAUCAAGGCCAUUGCCCUUGCGCUGCCAACCACAUCUGUCGCUGAACCCACUGAGCCUGCAGAUGAAGAGACAGGCCAAACCGAAGUCACUGAAUAUCCCGUCCAAAGUGACCCAACUAUUGCCAAUGCCGGUUUGACUGAAAUCGAUGACCCCGUUACGAGUGCAUUGAGCAAUGGCCACCAAGCACCAAGCUUCGAGGAAGCUCAAGGAAUUCCCCAAAAUUCAGCUUUUGGCGAAGGAGGAAAUGCUGCAGCUGAGGCAAAUUGGGAUAAUAACAAUGAUUUGUCUACAUCGCAAGAGUGGGUCGAGGUUCCUCGUGAAGCCACUGAGACAGAUCUCGGUGUUACUGCUACUCCUGCUGCCCCUUCUAACACUCAAAGCUGGGCCGAUGAGCAACCUGAGAGUCCUGCUUCAAAGACCCCAACCCCUCCAGUCAGCAACAAUGAUGGCUUCCAUGAAGUCAGCCGCAACCGUGGCCGUGGAGAUCACCGAGGUGGUAGAGGUGGCCGAGGUCGUGGUGGCUUUAGAGGCGAUGGAUAUAGAGGACGUGGCCGUGGUGGUCCUCGUGGUGCUCCCCGUGCCCCAAGAGGCGAGUCAUCAUAGAUCCACAUUUCGGAAACAGCUCUAUGGCCUCACAAAUUGUGAAAUCCUAGAUGCGUUAGCUCACGCAACUUUUAAUAUCCUCAUUCUUUUAUUCAACUUCUUUCUCGCGGCAUGGCAUCACACAAAGGCGAAAUGGGUAAAGUUUUUCUUGCAUUCAAUAUUUGCAAUUGCGAAAACAGCACAAUUAAGCAUUUGCAUGAAUCUGUCAUGUUCUUGAUAUUGGCUGGAUAUGGCAUAGGGAUAAAUACGAUAUGGGAGAGCGUCUCGUUUUUUAUGGCAUUACAUGCACAACACGCAUUUCCUGCACUUUGGCCAACUUGAUUUUCCUUUUUGCGCGCUUUUAUGCAGGCUGCUUGUUCAUACCCGGGGCACACAUUGAAAAGUUCGGUUGGUUUGGUCUUUGGUUCGCUGGUCUUGGUCUUUUAGAACGGUUGGACUGGGCUGGGCUGGAUGAACGCAACGGAUCGGAUCGGAUUGGACUGGCCAAAUCGAAACGAUACAAAAUAGAAUGAUUGAUACCCAUGAUUUG